AUGUUACCCUCACUUAUUCACACCAUACUUCCAUCCUUGUCCUCACGAAAGCGCAUGCGAGAUGCAGUGCGUACAUACGAAUGUUCUACGGACGACCUGUUGCGCGAAAUCCAACGCUUGUUCGAGGCACCACUGGAAUCUACGAAGCUGCUGCAAAUGUCCACGCAAUUACAGGACCAGUUCGCGCCAAAACUCCAAGCUAGUGAUAUUUGCAUGCUGCCCUCUUACAACCACAAACUGCCAACAGGCCUCGAGAAGGGAACUUAUCUGUCACUCGAUGUUGGCGGGUCUACAUUUCGCGUCGCGCUUGUGGAACUCAACGGAAAACGUGCUGGUGUUAAGAAUAUGCGAAUCAUUAACAUGAAAAGUUUCCAGAUUGAUGAGAAGAUUCAUAGAUUACAAGGAAGUGAAUUCUUCGACUGGAUGGCGGCCAGGCUUGAACAGGCACUCUCGGAAUCUGAUGUGCCGUUGUCCAACAAUGGCAAAAGCUUUCCCAUGGGCCUGGCGUGGUCUUUCCCGAUUGAACAAACGUCUACUCGCAGUGGCAAUCUGUUAGACAUGGGCAAAGGUUUCCGCGCAACAGAAGGCCUCCUCGGUCAGGAUCUCAGCGAGCUGAUCAUGGCACCAUGCAGAAGAAGAAACCUCCCAGUCCACAUGGACUCCAUCAUCAACGACUCUUCUGCAACUCUACUAUCACGUGCGUACGAAGAUCCAUCUACGCGCUUCGCAGUCAUUCUCGGAACCGGCUUUAAUAUCUCGGUGCACCUUCCUAUCUCAUCACUUGCAAUCACAAAGUACAAAGGCUAUCCCCAAAAAUGGCUCGACGAAGCCACCCAUGUCCUUGUCAACACCGAAUGCAGCAUGUUUGGUAAGAACAUUUUCCCCACCACGCGAUGGGAUGACCAGCUCAACGAAGCACACGUACGACCGGACUUCCAGCCCUUCGAGCAUAUGAUCAGCGGCCGCUAUCUCGGCGAAAUUGUACGCCUGAUCAUCGUCGAGGCUGUGCGAACAGCGGGCUUGUUCAGCGGCGAGGUGCCAGACAAACUUAGCGAAGCCUACUCCCUGGACACCGGGACCAUCGCGGCCAUGGAGAUGGACAACUCGAAGCACCUCACAAACGCCACGGCAUUCUUCCAGUCGAGACACGCCCUCAGCAAACCGCCAUCCUACAACGACAUCCAAUUCGUCCGCCAGAUCUCACAGCUCGUCACGCACCGCGCCGCAGCCUUCCUCGCCACGGGAAUCCAUGCCCUAUGGUCAUUGCGCACCGCGGCUGAAGGCCUGACGCCGGCUUCUGCGGGACCUAUGAGCAUUGGCUGCAACGGCUCCGUGAUAGAAAAGUACCCCUGCUUCAGGGACCUGUGCCAAUCGCAUCUCGACGAGCUGACAAGCGCAUCUGGCGCGCAAGCAAAGUCCAUAUCGCUCGAAAUCGCCAUUGAGUCGGCUAUCUACGGUGCUGCUGUUGCGGUUUGCUGCCUCGAAGAUCAGCAGCAAUAG
Dothidotthia symphoricarpi CBS 119687 is the source of this 1500-nucleotide messenger RNA. Its product is annotated as actin-like ATPase domain-containing protein. The record is from RefSeq and is a predicted model, not a curated record. Gene Ontology annotation, cellular component: mitochondrion; cytosol. NCBI's taxonomy places the organism in Eukaryota, Fungi, Ascomycota, Dothideomycetes, Pleosporales, Dothidotthiaceae. Gene Ontology annotation, biological process: glycolytic process; intracellular glucose homeostasis; glucose 6-phosphate metabolic process. Gene Ontology annotation, molecular function: D-glucose binding; mannokinase activity; fructokinase activity. The transcript has 3 exons. The coding region runs from base 1 to 1500 and encodes 499 amino acids.